This is a messenger RNA of Trichophyton benhamiae CBS 112371, 2043 nucleotides long. Its product is annotated as PP-loop family protein. The record is from RefSeq and is a predicted model, not a curated record. The transcript has a single exon. Gene Ontology annotation, molecular function: ATP binding; ligase activity, forming carbon-nitrogen bonds. Lineage: Eukaryota; Fungi; Ascomycota; Eurotiomycetes; Onygenales; Arthrodermataceae. Gene Ontology annotation, biological process: tRNA processing. Bases 1 to 2043 code for a protein of 680 amino acids.
AUGCUAACAUAUCCUUUAGGUGUCCAGUCCAAAGUACUUACCUUGCAAUGGCCUGAGGGUGGAUUAUUGACGAAAAAGGGAUUUGAAACGCAGGCACGAAUGCUUCGUUAUCAGAUACUAGGCAAAGCUUGUGUAAAAGAUGACAUCAGGGCCUUGCUAUUAGGGCAUCAUCAAGACGAUAAUGUAGAGACUGCUCUCAUGCGUAUAUCCAAAGGUCACAGGAAACUUGGUUUGGUUGGCUUCGAUGAGAUUGCGCCCAUUCCAGAGUGCCAUGGACUAUACGGGGUAAGUAAGAGCGGAUUGGCCACAUCUCUACAGGGCAUCCUAAAGAGCACUAAUAUGGAUGGGACCAUAUCACACCCAUCUUCCGAAAUACCCUCUCGCUCCAUGAAUUUUGCUCCGGGGCAAAUGCAAGUUUCUACUGGUGGAAUAUAUCUUUUCCGUCCUUUCCGUUCUUUUUCGAAAUCACGACUAGUAGCAACCUGCCAGGAAAACAAAAUAGCGUUUGUCUCGGACUCCACGAAUGAAGAUCGCACAUUCACUAUCCGUAAUACAGUACGACAAUUGUUGAAUUCGGAAAAUUUGCUUCCACGUGCCCUACAGCGGCCAUCCAUUCUGUCGCUGGUGGAUAAGUCGAGAGAACAGACUGAAAAAUUCAGAGAGUUAUGCGAAUCUAUCUUAAAGAAAGUAGAGGUCCUCAGCCUUGAUACCCGCUUCGGUACCAUGGUCGUCAAAAUGCCAAUGAUGUCCGAGCUUCCGAAACAUCAGAUAAAUGCGGUUCAGGCACGCACCCCUCUUCCUGAUGGGGUACGAGAUGUUUACGCAUCAGUUCUGCGAAGCUUAUGUGACCUUAUAUCACCACACCCAGACCGAUGGAGCGCAUUGUCACAAUUCCGCAACCCUGCUUACAGGGCAUUUUUCGGGCUAGAUCCAUCUGGCAUGAAUGGUACCGUUUUUACUGUAGGCGGAGUUUUGUGGCAAGCCAUCAAUCAGAAGACGGCAUCAAAGUCCAACACUAAAUUGCUUCUCUCAGAUCUCCCAAGUCUCCAGAACCUCCCCGGUAACCUGCAGCUUCGAGAUCAAGAUUUUACACCGCUUUCUGCUAAACAAAAUAAUGUUUGGCUUCUAUCAAGGCAGCCUAUGCAUUCAGGCAAACCACAGCCUACAAUAAACUUUGCUUUGACAAUACCGGACUACUUAGCAACGAAAACUAAACACGGGGUUAUAUUGCAGAAGAAAGGGCAAAAAAGCCGGCAGCAGGAUGUCGGGAAAUUCAUAUAUACCGAAUGGACCGAUUGGAAACUUUGGGAUAAUCGAUACUGGAUCCGCAUACGUGGCCGCACUAGCAUUCAGCAAUACGAUCGUUCUCAAGAAAGACUUGGAAGGAGUGACAAACCCUUGGGGAAACAAAAAUCAAAGUUCCCCAAAUAUUCGCCUAAUUCUGAAAUACCAAUCCGUCUCCGCCCCCUUAGUCCAGCUGACUUGGUCAGGAUUCGAAAAAUACUAGGGGGAGCCGUAAAGAGAUCAUUAGAUAGAGACAUGGCAAAGGGUCAUUUUAUCUUGGAUGAGGAACGUGAAUCUCGUGCCCGAUCCCGUCGCGACUCUCAGGACUCAGCACUUGUAACCUAUUUAGCUUCUCAAAACCCAAUAUCCGCAACUACGACCUUAACGAGACCACAAGGUCCAGUUUUACCCAUAGCACCAUCUAUGUUUCAGAAACUCCUAGCUCUUCUUGCUCCUGGGAAAAUUCGGUUUUCUGCCCCUAUCUUAACAGAUGUGGCGCCAGAAAUUAAAGACGAUGAAAGUUUUGAGAAUAUACAAGAUCAGCUUUUGGGGAUGCCAUCCAUACCCAUGUCCUUCCGGACAAAGAUACGAGUAAGAACACCCGUUAGAGACACUGGUGGGGGAAGAGAUGAUUGUACUUUUGAUGUACCUUGGAGUGUGGAAUGGGAAGUGAGAUACAAAUGGAUAGACCCGAAUACCGUUCAGGCCGUAUCUUGGAAAGCAUUUGACGUGCCGUGUCAGGGAUCGGGUGCUUCAUAA